CUGGCGCCGGCGUGAACAAAAACAGGCAACUGAUCUAGCGAUGGUUCGAGUGGAGAAGCCAGUUGUUCAAAAACCUGUAGUGAAAAUUAAGAAAAACAUCAGACCACAAAUGGAUAAUAUCAAGAAAGAAAUGCCAAUUAUUAAAAAACUUAAAGCCGCCAAAAAAGAGGAGGAGAAAAUUAUGAAGAGAACAUCUAAAACAGAGGAGGAAAAGAUCAUGGAGGUAACAUUCAAAAGAGAGGAGGAGAAAAUCAUGAAGGUAACAUCUAAAACAGAGGAGGAGAUCACAAAGAGAACAUCAAAAACAGAGAAGGAGAAGAUCACUAUGAAAACAUCCCGCCUGAACCGGUUCCGUAAAUGGAUUAAAAAAGGACCCAAAAGAAGAACACCUGCUGCAGCUGCCGGUCCAUGGACUAAAUGGAGUUAA
This is a messenger RNA of Bufo gargarizans (Asiatic toad), 427 nucleotides long. RefSeq names its product UPF0329 protein ECU05_1680/ECU11_0050-like. The transcript is spliced from 2 exons. Lineage: Eukaryota; Metazoa; Chordata; Amphibia; Anura; Bufonidae. The coding region runs from base 41 to 427 and encodes 128 amino acids. The record is from RefSeq and is a predicted model, not a curated record.